GGGAAAAAAUAGUGAGAUCUAUAGGUGUUGUGUUAUUAUUGUGUACUUUUUUGAAGGUAAUUGUGCAUUGUUUUGUUUUUUCAAGGCUCAACAAUCGUGGCCAGAUUAAGGGUCAUAUUAACAGCUCAUUAUUGGUAUAAAGUGAACUUUGUGGUAAACAGGUCAAACUGGUAAAGCCAGCAUCCAGUCAGCAGGCUCUAUGUUAAUAAGGGAAUUAAGGAGGAGCCUCAGGCUGCAGCUCGCUCUGAUGUUUGCUGUGUAGUUCAUGGACACCUGUCUGGAAGGAGUGAGUAACACCUGUUAAAAACCUUUAUUUUGUGUGCAUCUGUGAGGAUCUGUUGAUUUUUGGCGAGGAGCAGAAUGCUGAGACGAAGCUGUGCUCAUGGGAGGAUGUCUCUCGGCCUGGGCUGGAAACCCUCCUCCCUCCUCUGCUGGCUGAGCACAGCAGCACUGGUGAGCUCAGGUAUGGAAGGAGCUAUCGCGAUGAAAGUGACUUCUACGGGUUUGCAGACGAUACACAAAGCUGCCGGAGACAGCGUGAUCCUAAACUGCAGCUACACUCCGGGUCCACUUGACACCGGAGAGCUCGACAUUGAAUGGUCUGUGGUGAGUCCGGACAGCACGCAGAAAGAUCAAAUGCUCUUGUCGUAUGCGAGCAGCACACAGUACCAGCACGACGACCGGUCCACCGUUGGGGGGCUCAGCUUCGCCUCAGGUGACCCCUCCAAUGGUGAUGCCUCUCUGUUGAUCGAGCAGCUGUCACCUGCUCACACAUCCACCUACCAGUGCAAAGUGAAGAAGUCACCGGGGGUGGACAUGCAGAAGACGUCCCUGGUGGUGAUGGUGAAGCCAUCUGUGCCAAAGUGUUGGUUACGAGGCGAGGAGCUCAUCGGAGAAGACGUGUCGCUGCACUGCCAGUCUGCCAAAGGCUCCACUCCCUUAAAAUACACAUGGAGGAGAGAAAGCGUGGGUCCCAUCCCCGCUGCUGCCAUGCAGAACAGCGUUACCGGGGAGCUGAGGUUCAGCAACCUCUCCCAGAGCUUCGCCGGCAUCUAUCUUUGUGAGGUGAACAAUGCUGUUGGAGCUCAGCGCUGCAGGAUCAACCUGAAAGCCAGCAAGCCUCCAAACCGAGCUGGGGUCAUCGUCGGCACCUUUGUUGGCUCUCUGCUCCUCAUCUUCAUCCUGCUCGUCUUCAUUGUGCUCCUUUACUGGAAACUGAGAAACGGACGCUACAACGAGAAAGAGUUCUCCAACGAGAUCAGGGAGGACGCGCUGCCUCCCGACAGGCGCUCGGUGAGUCUGCGCUCAGGCCGGACCUCCCGCGGACCCCCGUCGGUGCCUUACUCUGAGGUGUACGCUGAAGACGCGAUCCCCUUUGAUGAGGGGAGCGCAUGCUUUCCCUCUAGCAGCAGCCAUGGACACACGCCGGUCAAACACACUGCACUGGAAUAUAACAGCAAGUAUGGAUACGCAGUGUGAUCAGUAACACACCUGAACCGAGAAGGCUUUGCCUUUUAGUGUCACAAUGAAAUGAUGUUUCAGGAUGUUUAAAAAGGACUGAUUAAAACUGAGAAAAAAAAAAAAUCAACAGAACGAUAUUUGAGAAAAACGAAUACUUCAACAGUUUUGCCAGUGUGAUCCACAUAUAUAUGUUUUUUUCUCGACUGUGUAAUUGUUACAAUUUUUAAUAGGUGCUGUGGUAUUAAAGUUAAGUUACACUAUA
This is a messenger RNA of Oryzias melastigma (Indian medaka), 1723 nucleotides long. RefSeq names its product V-set and immunoglobulin domain containing 8a (gene vsig8a). Bases 361 to 1479 code for a protein of 372 amino acids. The record is from RefSeq and is a predicted model, not a curated record. Lineage: Eukaryota; Metazoa; Chordata; Actinopteri; Beloniformes; Adrianichthyidae. The transcript has 7 exons.